This is a messenger RNA of Guillardia theta CCMP2712, 318 nucleotides long. RefSeq lists its product as hypothetical. The transcript is spliced from 6 exons. Lineage: Eukaryota; Cryptophyceae; Pyrenomonadales; Geminigeraceae. The record is from RefSeq and is a predicted model, not a curated record. The coding region runs from base 1 to 318 and encodes 105 amino acids.
AUGUUUCAUGGCAGACCCAAAGCCUUCAAGGCCAUUGCAUCGUUUGUUGGUACUAGAAACGCGACACAAGUUCGAACUCAUGCCCAAAAAUACUUCUUGAAAAUAGAGAAAUUUCAGGGCCCUUGUGUUGAUGCACUUGGAAGAUUCAUCGAUCCUACUCAAAGCAGCGCGGACUCAGCCAGCUCUAGCGGGGGCUCUUGUAUUGGAGGUGGAUACAGUCCGGACUGGGGAACGAGUUCGACUAGCGGAGAGAUCAAUGGAAACAUCGAGCAUGAGGCUAUGCAAUCAAGGAUCAAGAUGCUGGACACGUACCUGUAA